Dromiciops gliroides (monito del monte) is the source of this 1547-nucleotide messenger RNA. It is a transcript of the gene MRRF, whose product is annotated as mitochondrial ribosome recycling factor. Gene Ontology annotation, biological process: translation. The coding region runs from base 123 to 911 and encodes 262 amino acids. Gene Ontology annotation, cellular component: mitochondrion. NCBI's taxonomy places the organism in Eukaryota, Metazoa, Chordata, Mammalia, Microbiotheria, Microbiotheriidae. Gene Ontology annotation, molecular function: ribosomal large subunit binding. The record is from RefSeq and is a predicted model, not a curated record. The transcript is spliced from 7 exons.
GCGCAACCUGCGCCGCUUCGUAACGUCACAGGCCAGCGUUGAUGACGUGCAACCAGCAGUGAAGCCCGUUUCCCCGGCAGCGGAAGCUACGGCCGGUGGUUUCUCAAGGAUUGUUUUGAAGCAUGGCAUUGGGACUAAGGUGCUUUCGUUGGGUGCAGCCUGGGUUUUGCAACUCUCUUUCAGUCUUGACAAGGCCUGUUUCAGAAGUUAGAUUGAGGAGUGCAAAUGUAACCUGGAAUGACUGCCAGCAAUGUGGGGCCUACCCAACUGUGCCGAUCCGACAUUUUGCUACCAAGAAAGCCAAAGCGAAAGGUAAAGGACAUCCCUUACCCAGAGUCAAUAUUAAUGCAUCCUUGGUGGAGGACAUAAUCCGUCUCGAAGAGGUAGAUGUGGAAAUGAAGUCUGUGGUGGAAACCCUUAAGGAUAAUUUCAACAGAAAUCUCAAUAUAAGGACCUCUCCAGGGUCCCUGGAUCACAUAACUGUGACAACUAGUGAUGGGAAGUUUGCUCUAAAUCAGAUUGGCCAAAUCUCCCUGAAAUCGCCUCAGCUGAUUUUAGUCAAUAUGACCAAUUUCCCAGAGUGUACAGCUGCAGCUAUCAAGGCCAUAAGAGAAAGUGGAAUGAAUCUGAACCCAGAAGUCGAUGGGACAGUAAUUCGGGUGCCAAUUCCCAAAGUUACAAGGGAACACCGAGAAAUGCUGGUCAAGCUUGCAAAACAGAACACAAACAAGGCUAAAGACACCCUGAGAAAAGUGCGGACCAAUGCAAUGAAUAAACUGAAGAAAUCCAAGGACACAGUGGCCGAAGAUACAAUUAAACUAAUAGAGAAACAGAUUGGACAAAUGGCAGAUGACACAGUAGCUGAGUUGGACAAGCACUUGGCAUUGAAGACCAAGGAACUCCUGGGAUAAGAAAGAAGCUCCCAGUGAGUCCAGCUGUGGGAAGUCUGCAGAAGCAACAGUGCCCUAGGCUGUAGUUCCAGGCCAAAGCUUUGGAGCAUUGCAAUUGAUGGCAUUCUUCUCUCCUGUGCUUUUUUGUGUUACUUUUAGGAGGUGUCCUUUUUGGAUGUCUUAUUCAAGCCAAAAGAUUGUCUCCUGUCUCCCACCACAGCAUCAACUUGUAUAGGAUUGGGCCAUUAUAACUCUUAUCUGACCUUGAUAUGGACAGGUUUCAUUCUGGGCCUAGCAACAGGGGUAGCCUCUACUAAAUAAAUACCUGUAGUAAUGAAAUACACCCCUGCAAGGUUCAGUUUCCUUUGUUUGAUGUUCCUGAGAGAGCAGGAAUAUUAGUAAAUUAUGUCUUCUGUUAAGCACUACCUCAAGGAAAAUUUAAUGUGGGCUUUUCUUCCUUUUGAAUGAGAGUGGGUACAUUUUAUACUACUCAUUGCUCCUGAGUUUGAACUCCAUGUUCGCUUGUGGGGAACUUUACUUGUAAUUCUUAUUCUGAAGCCAGGCCUCAAUUUUAAAUGUCUCUGUAUUUUGCCUGUAGUGGGUUUUCAUUGAUGAAUUGGGUCUAAAUAAAAUGAAAUAAAUAAAAACAACCAACAA